AUGGAGGCCAAAAAUGAUCAAGUACAAGAAUUCAUUUUCAGGUCCAAACUCCCAGAUAUCUAUGUCCCAAACCACCUCCCUCUGCACGCUUAUUGCUUUGAAAACCUUUCCCAAUUCAAAGACAAUCCCUGCUUGAUCAAUGGCUCUACCGGUGAUAUCUACACUUAUGGGGACGUUGAGCUCACAUCACGCAAAGUUGCCUCUGGUCUCCACAAGUUAGGCAUCCAAAAAGGCGAUGUUAUAAUGAUCUUGCUCCAAAACUCGCCAGAAUUUGUGUUUGCAUUUCUUGGUGCAUCAUUUAUUGGCGCUACCAGCACAACUGCAAACCCUUUUUAUACUCCUGCUGAGAUUGCAAAACAAGCAACAGCAUCAAAGGCAAAGCUGAUAAUAACACAAGCAGUUUAUGCCGAGAAAGUGCAGCAGUUCGCUAAAGAAAAUGUUCAUGUCAAAAUAAUGACCAUUGACUCGCCACCAGAAAACUGCUUGCACUUCUCAGAGUUGACAAAUUCUGAUGAGAAUGAUAUCCCUGCGGUCAAGAUUAACCCUGAUGAUGUCGUGGCACUCCCUUAUUCGUCAGGGACUACAGGUCUCCCUAAGGGCGUCAUGUUGACUCAUAAAGGGCUCGUUACUAGUGUGGCACAACAAGUUGAUGGAGAGAAUCCCAACCUCUAUUUUCACGAGAAGGAUGUGAUUCUUUGUGUGUUGCCUUUAUUCCACAUCUACUCACUCAAUUCCGUGUUACUUUGUGGGCUAAGAGUUGGUUCAGCAAUUUUGCUUAUGCAAAAAUUUGAGAUUCUUACAUUAAUGGAGCUUGUACAAAAAUAUAAGGUGACAAUUGCUCCAUUUGUGCCACCUAUCGUCCUAGCAAUUGCAAAAAGUCCACUCGUUGAUAAGUAUGACCUUUCUUCCAUUCGGACAGUAAUGUCCGGUGCCGCACCGAUGGGGAAGGAGCUUGAGGACACUGUGAGGGCUAAGCUGCCUCAUGCUAUUCUUGGACAGGGAUAUGGAAUGACAGAGGCAGGACCCGUGCUAUCAAUGUGCUUGGCAUUUGCGAAGGAACCCUUUGAAAUUAAAUCUGGUGCCUGUGGGACUGUUGUUAGAAAUGCCGAGAUGAAGAUUGUUGAUCCCGAUACCGAUACCGGUAAUUCCCUUCCCCGAAAUCAAGCCGGAGAGAUUUGCAUUAGGGGUAGCCAAAUCAUGAAAGGUUAUCUAAAUGACCCUGAGGCCACUGAAAGGACCAUAGACAAAGAUGGAUGGUUACACACCGGCGAUAUUGGAUACAUUGACGAUGAUGAUGAGCUCUUUAUCGUCGAUAGAUUGAAAGAAUUGAUCAAAUACAAAGGUUUUCAAGUAGCACCGGCUGAGCUUGAAGCAAUGUUGAUUGCUCAUCCUAACAUCUCUGAUGCUGCUGUAGUACCCAUGAAAGAUGAAGCUGCCGGAGAGGUUCCUGUUGCUUUUGUGGUGCGAUCAAAUGGUUCCAAGAUCACCGAGGAUGAAAUCAGACAAUAUAUCUCAAAACAGGUGGUCUUUUAUAAGAGAAUUAGUCGGGUUUUCUUCACGGAAGCGAUUCCCAAGGCUCCAUCGGGUAAAAUCUUGAGAAAGGACCUAAGAGCAAGGAUUGCAGCUGAUUUGAGGAUAGGAAGGGUCUUGAUUGAUGCCUACUGUAAAAUGACGCUAUCGAGGUCAGUAGGAGUUAGAGUUGAUGUUAGAGCAGUAGCAGAUGAAGCACAAUAA
This is a messenger RNA of Dovyalis caffra, 1734 nucleotides long. The record is from the annotation of a GenBank genome assembly. Lineage: Eukaryota; Viridiplantae; Streptophyta; Magnoliopsida; Malpighiales; Salicaceae.